Molecule: messenger RNA, 3062 nt
Organism: Scomber scombrus (Atlantic mackerel)
Lineage: Eukaryota; Metazoa; Chordata; Actinopteri; Scombriformes; Scombridae
Exons: 5
Coding region: 451-984 (177 amino acids)
Source: RefSeq, a predicted model, not a curated record
GUGAAAUCCGAGGCAGCAUUGAACGUACAGGGAUGUGCUAGGUCAAGCCAGUUAAUGCUAACUACAACUCAGGACUAGUUUUUUUUCUUCUUCAGUGUUAAGUUCCAGAACAACUUGCCGAGUAGGUAGAGAGGGAAUUACCUUGUAUAUACCACCAAGAAGGCAUGUUAAGAAAGCAGGUCAAUUUCUGCAGUUAUUUUCGGCGGCGUGGGUAAACAGAGGCGGCUGUUGUUAUUGUUGUGGCCUGCUAACGUCAUAUGAUAGUCGAGCUAAACUAGCCUGUAGCCUCAGCUGGUUCCUGGAGCUCUGUUACUCGCAUCACAUCCCCAAAACGACAAGGGGAAAUGGCACAGCUUCCCAGCUAAUGCAGAAGUCAAAGUGAUCGCCACAAAGUGUCCGGGUUGUUCCUCAGCUAUGAGAGCCUCUAAUCAGUGAUCAACAUCUCACAAAAUGGAGCUGUAUUGGUACAUAGUUGUUAUUAUAUUUAUCAUUAUCAAGAUAUUCUUCUAUGUGUGCUGGUACCGGUCCAGACAGAGGCAACUGGCAGCGUACCUGAGCAACCCACGCAAUGCUCAGAUAGUCAUUGUUGGAGGAAGGGCCUACCUUCAUCAGAUGUGUGAGAGACAAAGUCAAACCUCUGUCUGGCCAAGUUGGUAUGGUGUCCAGGAUGACCUCUCGAUAGAGGAGCCCUCCACAGCCCUGCCACCAGCUGCAUCCUUCUCCAACCUGGACAUGCCACCACCAUAUGAGGCAGUCUCUGGAGAGGACGAUCUGAAGCCCCCUCCAUACAGCGAGUGUGCCCAUGGCGAUGAGGCCGACGCUCCUCGUCCUUCAUAUCACACUCCUCUCAUUUCUGAGGGAGGAGACUCGAUUAGUGUAAACGAAGCCCCACCUCCUUACACACCGUCCCCCCCAACACAAGUUGGUCAACAAGAAGGCCCUGUGAGCCACAGCGAGUCCCAGUCAGAGAACAGGCCCACCUAAUCAAUCCCUGAUGCCAGUUUGCCUUUUCCAUGCACUGCCUUCCUACAUUCAACCUCAGUGAUCGUUGCCAGCCUAACUCUUAUCACAUGAGAGCAGAUGUUUAUUUUGAUGCAAGCGUGUAUGUGUGUAUGUGUGUGUAUGUGUGUGUAUGCGUGUGUGUGUGUGUGUGUGUUCAGUGGUUUUUAGAACCAAGUUGUUUUUCUACUUUGUAUUGUUUAAAACGUGGUCAUCUGAUGAGUUUGGCAAUAACAGAUGACAUCCGCAAGCCUGUGUGCCUCAGCCAGGACCGCAGAACCCCCCAGCUAUGAUGAGGCUAACACCCCUGACCUCUAAGCUCAAAGGGAUUUAGUGAAAUGGAGAUAAGCGGAGAGGAAAAUGUUUUCAAGAGUGCUAUUUAUUAAGUUUUUUCCCUGCUGUAUGUCCUUCCACUCACAGAUCUAAAACAGUGGACUUGUUCUACAUGACUAAAUGUUGUUUUCAGUUCCUGCUGCUGUGAUGCAAAGUAUGUGGAAAAUCACUUUGUCACUGUGGCUUCUUUGUAUGUCAGUUAUAGACAUUGUUAUGAACGCAGUGACUAAUAGAGAAUUCAAAGAGUAGACAAUCUAAUUAGAUUUCAGAACACCUUGCUGCAUAGAAGUGCAUAUUGAAUAAAUUGUGUUUCAACUUCCUCAAACUGUUAUUACUAAGUAAUACUGCACGUGUUAUGUGAAGAGAGUGUGUUGACAAAUAGGUAUUUGAUAAUGUGGUAAUUGUCUUAAGUAAUGAACUCAUUAGUGUAACUAGGUGUGCUUAAUAUAUCAUGGUGAUUACAGUGGGACAUUAGGCAGUUCAAGUGCCUAUUAGAUCUGUGAAUGGAAGUGACUGAGGAUCAGAGGAAAAAAAGGGGAAGAAGUUGAUGAAAUAAACACUUAAUGGCAGCAGUCAAAUUGUUCUCUGUAGAUUAUCAUCUUAACUGCUGGACUCUGUCUAUUGCUGCUCUACAUUAGCACCUCUAUGCCAGAUUGCAAGGUCCUGUGCUAACAUGAAUUGAAAAAAAAAAGUUCAAAAUUGGACAAAUGGUAUCCAGAAGUAUGGGGGAAAUUGUUCCGUCCUUGAACACAUGACAACCCAUUUGAUGUAGUUGUUGACCCUGCUGUAAGAUAAUCAGAUAAUUGAUGUUUUGAUUUUUAAUGUUGAGCUGAAGGGUGAAAUGAAAAAUGUGGAAGAAUCCUGGAGUAAAAAUAGUCACAGCUAAAGCUCAAAACAUGUUUGGAGCUGAUUGCUGCAGUUUAUGCAGUUGAUGAAUUCAUUGUCAAAACUCUUUUUGUUUUUCAUAAUGAUUAUUGCAAAAUGAAGACUAACCAAAAAAACAUUUUUAACAACAGCUUCUUUUUCUUGUAAUCUUCAUUUUAAUCUGCCACAGGCUGGUGGAAAUCAGCCAAUUUUUGUUGUAUUUUCUGGAAUAGUAUUGCUUGGGAAAGAAUAUUACUGUGCUGUGUGCUUUUUGUGUCACUGCAUUUCAGAUAAUCCAGAAAUAGCCUUGUAAGAAGAUGCUCCCAAACAAUCCGCCUUCCAUGUUUGUUUCAGCAACUAUAUAAUCAGUGUACAGUUUCUGAAUUUAUGAAGGAGAAAAAAAGAGUAAGAAAAAAAAAAUCAAAAUUAAUGCUGUAUAAAUGUAUUUUGGGCCUUUGUGGAAGUGUAUAAACAGGGUCUUGAUGGAGAAUCAGAGGUUAAAAUGGCAUGUGUUUUAAUGAUAAUCCUUUGUAUUGUGAUGAUAAAUUGUGGAGCAUCUGACACUGAUGCCUUUUACAAAAUUGUUCCUGUGGUUUCACAUUCAGAAGGAUGCAACCGAGAGUGAGGUACAAAUGUAGCUUUGAACUCUGAUGACAUCUCUAACAUAGCAGCAGCAUGACGAUUGACUAUCUAGACCACAGUGUCACAGGCCUCUGCUGAGAUGUAUGUCUUGUUUGUUAACUUCAUGUUCAUUCCCACGGUGGUUGACAUAUCAGAUCUCUCCAGUUAGCAGCUUUGUGGGUUAAGGGGAAUUAUUAUUUUUUUCCUGAUUUGGGGGAAAUCCGUCUUCUGUAUUAAACUGUUGU